Strongyloides ratti is the source of this 672-nucleotide messenger RNA. RefSeq lists its product as hypothetical. The record is from RefSeq and is a predicted model, not a curated record. NCBI's taxonomy places the organism in Eukaryota, Metazoa, Nematoda, Chromadorea, Rhabditida, Strongyloididae. The transcript has a single exon. The coding region runs from base 1 to 672 and encodes 223 amino acids.
AUGAAUCGUUCUAUUCUCCUGGUACUUCUUGUUUCUCUUAUUGCCAUGGCCUCUUGCAAAAGUUUGGCCUCAUCUGGUAGGGCAGCUGGAAUAAAUACACGUAGUUCUGCUCUUAGGGCUGACGAUGACGUCUCCUCUACCGCUGAAGGAACUCUUGACAACUCAACGACACCAGCUACAACUACAGAAUUGAGUGAAGCUUCUUCCACCACUACCACAGAAACUCCAACAACUACUUUACUUGCUGAUGCUGUCACAGAAACCUCAACAACAACCCUCUCUACUCCAGCUUCCGACGCUACAACCACUAUUAGUGUUGAUACCACUACUGUUACUACUGAAGCUACUACAGUUGCCAGUGCAAGCACAGACACACCAACUGAAAUGACAACUACUACUUCUGGAGGGGAAACAUCAACUGUCGGCGAGUCUACUUCUCCAUCUAGCCAAGAUCUUUCUUCUACUACAACCGCAUCGUCAUCCUCUGCUCCACAGAGGAGAUCAACAUCCAGUGAGUCUCCUGAAACAACAACAGCAGCUCCAGGCAGCUCAACUUCUACAGGAACUGAUGGAACAACAACAGCUGAACCUUCUGCUGGAAGUGCCAGUGAUAUUCAAUUUAAAACUAUAUUGAUUUCUAUUUUAUCAUUCUUAUUUGUAUUUUUAUUUUAA